Oncorhynchus keta (chum salmon) is the source of this 705-nucleotide messenger RNA. Its product is annotated as saposin-C-like. The transcript has 3 exons. Gene Ontology annotation, cellular component: cytolytic granule. Bases 1 to 294 code for a protein of 97 amino acids. The record is from RefSeq and is a predicted model, not a curated record. Lineage: Eukaryota; Metazoa; Chordata; Actinopteri; Salmoniformes; Salmonidae. Gene Ontology annotation, biological process: killing of cells of another organism; defense response to bacterium; antimicrobial humoral immune response mediated by antimicrobial peptide.
AUGUGGGGGGACUACCUAAUGGACAGAGAUGACAACCAUGCCGAGAUCAAAGCUGUCCUUCCAGGUACCUGCUUUGCGUGUAAGCGCAUCAUCAACAAGGUCAAGGCCCAGCUGGAUGGUGAUAAUAACAAGGAAAACAUAUCUGCUAAACUGGACUCUAUUUGUGGCAGCAUGGGGAUACUCAAAGCCAUCUGCAAGAAGCUUGUCAAUAAAUACAAAGAAAAACUGAUUGACGAACUUGUCAAUGAUGAGGACGCAAAGGAUGCUUGUAAGAAAUUGAAGCUAUGCAAAUAAAAUACCAUUUACCCAUGAUUGCCCUGGGCACACGUUUCUUUCAGAACACGCUGUCAUAGCUUACCUUAACAUUAUUUUCAUACACAACUGUCUGGAUGGAAUGGCAGUCUUUAAAGUCACUUAUUAACAUUGCUAAAGACUGACAUUCCAUCCAGACAGAAGAGGACUGGCCACCCAUCAGAGCUGGGUUCCUCUCUAGGUUUCUUCCCAGGUUCCUGCCUUUCUAGAGAGUUUUUCCUAGCCACCAUGCUUCUACAUCUGCAUUGCUUGCUGUUUGGGGUUUUUGGCUGGGUUUCUGUAUAGCACUUUGUGACAUCGGGUGGUGUAAAACAGGCUUCAUAAAUAUAUUUGAUUGAUUGAUUGAUUACAACUGCAAUUUUUAUUAAAUUAAACACUGAAGGUUAUUAAAAA